GUGCCGGGGCCCGCAGACUCAUCCCAGAGCAGCCCGACCUGAGGGGCUGCUUUGAAGCCAGGGCUGGGCUGAGCCUCCUGCCCGUCCGGAGAGCUCUCGGCGCACGGGGACGGCUCUGUCACUUUUCUCUGCGAAAGAGGAAGCUGUCUCCAAAUAACUCGGCGCUUCCCUUUCUGCCCUGCCCGCUUUGAAGCGGCUGCAGAGCCCGAGAGCUGCCGGCGCUCCUCCGGCCCCCGAUGUCCCCUGCGGGACCCCGCCGUGCCCCCCGCUCUGGCCGGGCCCUCGGGGGAGGCUGUGACUCCCUGGGCCCUCCGAGCCCCCCCUGAGGAAGGUGUUGCCCCGGAUCCAAGGCCAUGCCCGAGUGCAGUGAGGAGUUCUGUGCACUUCCCCCACGAGCUGCAGCCUCAGUGUGGCCAUGGAGAGCUCAGAGCUGGAGUCGGACAUCCUGCGGCGAGUGCGGGCGCUGCUGCGGGAGCUGGACGGGCACCACCCCUCCUGCCAGAGUGACCGAGGAAUGCUGCGAUGGACCCUGCACAAGAAAAUCGAACAGAACCCCAGCACCAGCUGUGUCCUGGUCAGGAUCCUGGUGAAGGAGUUGGAAAGGGCAGAGCGAGGGGACCUGCGGCACUACAUCAUCCCCCUGCUGCACACGCUGAUGUACACCUUGAUCCAGGCUCCCUGCAUCCCUGAUGAGCUCUGUGCCAGGGUUUAUGACUUCUGCAAGAGGUUGCUGACCCUGCCCAAGCCCUUCUGCACCAUCGGGCUGGACUAUGCCAGCAGGCUGCAGGUGGAGAGGACAGCCCCAGGAACCUUGUACCAAAGAAUGGUCAUUUCCGAGCAGAGCCUGUGGAGCGCCCCGUUCCCUUACCAGGAGAAGAUUUUCAUCUUUGCUGACCCAGAGCUGCUGCCUGAAGCCAUCUGCAACGCGCUGGUCACCGACACCGAGGCAGCCCAAGUGUCCCAGAGCCCCCGGGGCUGCAUGAGCUGUGUGGUCACCCACGCCCUGCAGGCGGCCCUGGGUGACACCUGCGACAUCCACGGCCUCAGGAACCGACUCCAGGCCUUGGCCCCAGGGGACGUGGAGCACUGGUUCCAGCAGGUGGUGGUGGCCAUGGAGGGCACAGCCAGUGAGGGGGACUCGGACCGGGGCCAGCACACGGCGCGGCUGGAGAGGAUCUACCAUGGCCUCCUGGGCUCCCUGCCUGCAGGGAAUGCUCCCCAGGAAGGGCUGCAGGGGACUCCUCUGCCCAACCCCAACAUCAGCUUCCACCUGUGGACAGAAGAUGAGCAGCUCUGGAAGGAGCUGGUGCUGUUCCUCCGUCCGCUGUCGCAGAGCUGUGAGCCCGACUGCCUGGGCCAGGAGCUGGACCCCACGGAGGUGCAGGACAUCCUUGCGGGCUGUGGCUGCUGCGAGCAGAGCCGCUUCUCCGUGCUGUCCACCGACAGCGGCAUCGAGCGGGACCUGCCCGCGCAGGACGAGCCCAGCGCCGCGGACACGGAGCCCGCCCGGCUCCACAGGAAGGGCGGCAUCAAGAAAAAGCUGUCCCCGCUGGACAGCGUGGCCUUGCUGCAGGCUGGCAGCGCCGUCCCUGCAGGGAAGCCCCCCGGGAAGCAGCCCAGGAGGUCAGGAACGGCCCCGCAGCCCUUGGCCCCGCUCCAGAGGCGGCACACCGCCCGUGUGAUGCUGCUGGGAGACGAUCGCAUCCUGGGCCGCCUGGCACGAGCCUUCCACUCCCUCAGGAAACGGGAAGCCCGGCGAGUGUUCCUGACUCCCAGGCUGAACCUGCAGUUCUACCACAUCCCUGUGCUGCCAGGACACCCCUCGGCUGCUGCGGAUGCUGCUGGCCCUGAGGGGCUGUGUGAAGUGGCCGGGUACCUGGGCAGGGCUGACCCCUGGUAUGAGAGCAACAUCAACACUCUGUGCCACAUGAUCCCCAAGCUGGCCAGCAUGGUGCUGUUCCAGGACCCAGCGCAGGACCCAGCUGAGGACGUGUUCCUCACGGAGCUGCUGACCCAGGUGCAGGACAGCCCCUCACACAGAGACCUGAGCACAACCAAGAGGAAAAGCAGCCUGGACGGCCCCGGAAUCGAUCUCACCGUGACCUACAGGAAGGUUGUGCUGAGUGACCGGCACAAGGAGCUGGCCCUGGCCCUGCGCUCCACGGGCCUGCUGAUGAAAGCCAUCCCUGCUGAGGAGGCUGAAGGCCUGGGCUGUUUGAGUGUGACCAUCACUGAAAUCAUCAGGAUCAACAACCUGGCAGGACGGUCCUUCUCAGCCGUGGCAAACAGGUUCAAAGCAUGGACUGUGAAGAUCAGGAGCCCAGAGCAGAGACCCUUCACGGUGCGGCUGGACAAGGACAGCAGGAGAACCUACAGGGACGUGAUCGGCCUGGAGGUGUCUCCCUGCCUCGAGCCCAGCUACUGCCUGCAGAAGACAAAGACCAUGAAAUUCAACCUUCACAAAACAGAAGACAUGGGGUUUGUGAAAUACCUGCCCAAGUCUCUGCUGCUGCCCAUCAACACUUUUGCAGGAGUCAUCCAGUGACGGAAACAAAAAGGUGGGGUCAGCACAGAGGACAUGGAAAGAGAACACACACUAAAAGCUGCCAGUGGUGACUUUAAAGAGCAGUGGUGUAAAGAGCUGCCCCAGCAGAGGUGGACAGGCUCAGAGGGCACAGCCAUGCCCUGCUGGUAACAGUGUGACCAUGCCCUGCCAAGGGCACAGCCAAGCUGCAGGGCUGAGCUUUCACCUUUUGCACAAGUCAGGCAAAAGCUUUGAGCUCCUCCAUUCAGGAAGAGUGAGGAAGACCCAUGGGUGGUGCUGGCUGUCCUGUGGAGCCCAGAGCAGCUGGCAGCAGCAAUAUUUAUUUUGAAGAUGACUGACAGCCCAGCAGGGAUCAGGUUUUCACCUCACAGCCCAAACAUUGUUGGUGCUCCCCUGUGCCAGACUUGGGCAGCAAACAUCCUGUCCCUGAAGGAAGCUGAAGGGAGGCAGAAGGCUCACAGGCACAUCUGGAAACCCCUGCACAAGCAGCUGUUGUUGUUGUGAUAAUGUGGGGUUUAAGGGGUGACCAGUGGCUCUAUGCCCCUCUGAUUCUUUGGGGCUUCACUGUGGGGUUUGUACACACAAAGAAAAUGCUCAAAAAGCCAAAAGGCUUUGAGCUGGGCUGGAGUGUGGGCUGUGUGUCCAGAGUUUGUUCUGUACAGCUGUAAAUUACCUAGAUGGAUGAUAAAUUAUUUGUAUAGGUGUCAUGGAUCACUUGUACCAGAAGGUGCAAUCCUUUUAAUGCCAAUUUAAAGAAAUUAAGACAAACCCAAGCUGAAACUGCCAGUUGGUUGUUGUUGUGAGUUUGCACGUGGCUGGGGAUGGAUGCCCAGGAGUUUCACUUGAACAUGAGGUUCAGUUUCUGCCCUGUGCAGUGACUGAGACCUAAAUUUCUGGAGGGCAGGAUGGGGCAUCAGCCCAGCCUGGCACUGCUGGAAGCUGAUCCUGCCUGGCUCAGUUGGAUCCUGAGCAGGGCUCCUCCAGCUGCUGAAACAGCCAGGCAGGGACAGCCACAACCCCAGAAAGAGAGAGGGGAGUUUAUUUCUGUCCCUCACUAACCAGGGGACCCCCAAAGCAAUACCUGGGCACAGGUGCACAAGCAGAGAGCAGCACUUGGUCCAUACCAGAGGAUCUCCUCCACAUGGAGUUAUCCCAGGUUAUUCCCAGCUGGAAGCCACUGGUUUUCAGCCUUCCUCUUUUAACCCAUUCCUGGCUCAAGCCUCCUUACCCGCCCUGCCUUCACCUCCAAGGCACAGAUUUCAGCUGCUCUCCAGGAGGUAAGUUUUGCUUAUAAAUGAAACAUCGGUGGUCUGAUGUCAUCAAAAAAUCUUCAGUGGGAUUUAAAUGAGCCUUGGAGUCUCUUCAGCCACCAGCAAAGGCUGCUGUCCAUUGAUCAGGUAUUCCUUGGUCAGGGAAUCGCAUCAUUCCUGAGAAGAAGGAUGGAUUUUAGUAACAUCUGCCUGAGUGGCUCACAAGUACCCAGACAGGCAGCUGCAAAAAGCAGAAUAUUUAUGGAAAUGCAUAUUUAAUAUGGCAUAUGCAAAUGGCCUGGCAGUGUGUCACCCUGCCGUGUUGUGGGCUCGGCAGGAAGCGCUGGAGACAAGGAAAGGAUUCCUGGGUGAUAAUUCCUUUCUCUGUAUGAAUCAAUCCCGCAUUAUCUGUACAUCAGAUGCUUUCAGGGUAAUUAGCUCUCUCUCUUCCCAGCACCAAUCCUCUGUGCCAGCACAAUGCUCUGCUGGAAUGGCUCUAUAGAUAGAAUUGUCCUGUGCCAAGAAUAGCUGGAACUUUUUAUUAAGAUGUUAUCUUCUCCCAGGAAUUCAAACACGAGUGGAGCAAUUUUGAUGUCAAGAAUUUCUCCUGGUCUUGUUAUUGUGUAAUACCUGAGGAACAAAGCGAGUUAAUGGGGAUCUGCCUGCACUCAGUCAUCCCUGCACACAGCACAUCCAGAGCCUUUGUAAGAGGCACAGAAAGAGCUGCAAUGGUUUGAAAUGCAGCUGCUGCUUCAGCUGCCAGUGCUGCCCUCGUUAGAAGCCGAUUACCUGGGUGAGCUGUGCCCUUUCCAUCUGCCUCAGCACAGCAGCAGCUGCUGGAUUCCAGCUGCACAAGGAGAGGCCUUGGAGUGACAGGUGCCUGUCCAUCCUGGAGCUCCCUGAAUCAGCACCAAAUGUGCUGAUUAAUUUAAUGGAUUGAUAAUCUUAAAAAAAACAACUCAUUGUGCAAGAUUAUUACAUUGACGUUCAGCUUUGGGCAUUCUCUUGAAUCCUGCCUGUUCACAGCACAAGUGCAUCUCCCUAAGGAGAAGAGGAAGAUCCAUUGAAUCUCCUCAGCCUCAGAAUUCCAGAACCUGGGCGAGGGAAGAAGCCCAGGCUGCUCCUGUCAGGUGUGGAGCACAUGCUGCUCCUGUCCCCAAUCUACACUUUCCUCCACACUGUGGAUUUUCCCAGGAGGAUUCCAUCCCAUCCACCAGAUCCAAUGGUGUGUGAAUUGUAUCCUGACUGUGGGUGACUCUGGACUGCCUGAUUUACUCCCAUGCUUUUAUUAGGGAUAAAGUGAGUGUAUAAAAUGCAUUAAACUCAAAUUCAGCCCCCAGCAGAUCUGGCUGCUCACAGUGAAAGUCAUCCUGGAGAGUAAUUGCCUGAAAAAAUGAUUAAAAUAUUUACAGGUUCAUUUUC
Parus major (Great Tit) is the source of this 5217-nucleotide messenger RNA. RefSeq names its product phosphoinositide-3-kinase regulatory subunit 6 (gene PIK3R6). Bases 416 to 2545 code for a protein of 709 amino acids. Gene Ontology annotation, biological process: G protein-coupled receptor signaling pathway; positive regulation of MAP kinase activity. The record is from RefSeq and is a predicted model, not a curated record. The transcript is spliced from 19 exons. Gene Ontology annotation, molecular function: 1-phosphatidylinositol-3-kinase regulator activity. Lineage: Eukaryota; Metazoa; Chordata; Aves; Passeriformes; Paridae. Gene Ontology annotation, cellular component: phosphatidylinositol 3-kinase complex, class IB.